Molecule: messenger RNA, 968 nt
Organism: Lymnaea stagnalis (great pond snail)
Lineage: Eukaryota; Metazoa; Mollusca; Gastropoda; Lymnaeidae
Source: the annotation of a GenBank genome assembly
GUUUCAUUUUCCUGACGUUGUCAUCCGCGCUGUUUUUGGCAGGGUGUCUGUACGGCUGGCGGUUCGAGACCCCCGUGGUGUACUGGACGUCGCUCCCUGGGACAAUCCUUGGCCUUAAAUCACUCUCCCACUCCGUGAUUAUCAGUCCCCUGCUCGGAUCUGUCAACGUGACCCCAUCGUCAUCGUUGUCGGAGCCGCCAGCUGGGAGUGAUGAUGUAAGUGUCAGCGAGGAUGUUUCUAGAGCGGAGCAUACAGAUUCCUCCAAACAUUCAGCAUUCCAGGACGUGGCCAAUAGUCCCGCAAACUCCGCACAUGAUCCCCAACUUGAUAAAUUUAUUGGAGAUAUGCCAAUACGCCAAGGAGCUGAGACCGCGAGGAACACACAGAUCUCACCGGAACCUCAUUCCGAACUUCUCCAACCACUCUCAUCGGCGAAGGACGUCGAUAUUUCACCAAUAGAUUUUUCCCCACCUGAUUCCAAUCAUACCCGGCAACUCGGUUCUAGAGGCAGUGCUGACAUAUCUCCAACUGGCCCUUCUACAAGCCCCAGCGGCUAUUUACCUGGCCAAAAUUCCACGGCCUUCAGCAGCACAUUCGGGGCGCUUCGUGUCAGGGACCCUGUUGAAACCGACAGAAACAAAAAGGAAGUGGCAGUGACAAAUGCCAAUCUCUCGAAUUUUCAAACAGAGGUUCCCCACAAAACUACACAAAACUCUACAACACCACAUGUGCCGACAGCAAUAGACGCCAACAACACCACCGCCACUGAUCAAAACGAACCAUUUCUGAUCACCAUUAACCACGACAACGGUCGCCUGGGCAACAAACUGUUUAAGUACGCCUCGUUGCUCGGCAUUGCCCACGCCUCGGGGCGCCGCGCGUUUGUUGCCCCUUAUUCUCCAAAGCAGGAUUUAGCCAAACUCUUUCAGCUGUCACGUGUGGAAAAUCAUAACGACCAGUCAAAGUAA